AUGGAAGCGAGAGCUGGCAGCAGUGGUCCUCCUCAGCCAUCUUAUAUUAAUCUAGCUCUGCUGGGGCUGAUCAUCUGCAUCAGCCUGGUGGGAAACCUGCUGGUGUCGCUGCUCGUCCUGCGGGAUCGAACCUUCCACAAGGCACCUUACUACUUCCUGCUGGACCUGUGCCUGGCAGACAGCAUACAUUCGGCCAUCUGCUUUCCCUUUGUACUGGUGUCUAUACGAAAUGGGUCAGCCUGGACCUACAGUGUGCUGAGCUGCAAAGUGGUAGCCUUCAUGGCAGUUCUCUUCUGCUUCCAUGCUGCCUUCAUGCUCUUCUGCAUCGGUGUAACGCGCUACAUGGCCAUUGCACAUCACCGUUUUUACUCAAAACGCAUGACGUUCUGGACGUGCGUAGCAGUGGUGUGCAUGGUGUGGACCUUAUCCGUGGCCAUGGCUUUCCCGCCAGUUUUUGACGUGGGCACCUACAAAUUCAUCCGUGAGGAGGACCAGUGCAUUUUUGAGCAUCGCUACUUCAAGGCUAACGACACGCUAGGCUUCAUGCUAAUGAGAGCCGUGCUCAUUCUAGCUACACAUGUCGUCUACAUGAAGCUGCUCCUCUUCGAGUACAAGCACCGCAAAAUACUGCUAUUGUAA
Molecule: messenger RNA, 639 nt
Organism: Melanotaenia boesemani (Boeseman's rainbowfish)
Lineage: Eukaryota; Metazoa; Chordata; Actinopteri; Atheriniformes; Melanotaeniidae
Product: probable G-protein coupled receptor 173
Exons: 1
Coding region: 1-639 (212 amino acids)
Biological process (GO): G protein-coupled receptor signaling pathway
Cellular component (GO): plasma membrane
Molecular function (GO): G protein-coupled receptor activity
Source: RefSeq, a predicted model, not a curated record